AUGUCCAUUGGGUGUGGUGGUGCCGAUCGCCAGGAGCGGUUGUUGUAUGAAAUUGUUGCAAAGGGUUUUAGUGCGGCUCAGUAUAAGUUAUUCCCUAGCCACAUAUACUUUAUGCGAGGAACACUAUUCCCCUCUAACACCGCGGACACCAGAGCAGACCAAUUCAUAUUUGAAGGUAGUGAUGUUGCCUUGGUUGGACCCAGAGAGAGCUUUCACGGAGAUUUAGUUGAUACAGUUGGUGUAACAGGCCUUGGAAUUGUUGUUGGCAUUAAUAACAUUGUCGAACAAAGCUGUCAGUACAUGAAAAAAUCUCCUGAUCAAGACCCAGUCCCGACCACAGUUUUCACUGUGCAACACUCAGAUUAUCAUCCCAUAAUGAAAACUGCACGUACAUGCAAUGUUGAGUAUCGCGUGCGACCAACUCCAAACCUGGCCAAGAUUGCCAGCUUCGUCAGGUUGGGGCGGGAAUGUCAAUUCCAUGGAUAUAUCAAGGACUUUAACGAAGAGACUUCGUGCUACGUUGUUGUGGCCAACAAGGUCAUAAUGACAAAUGGAUUUCAGGAAGUGAAUACUCAAAACGAUGAUCAACACAACAAUGUAGAUAACACGUUGAAGAAGCCAAAGAAAUUCAAGCCGAAGGGCCCAAACACCUCAUUUAAGCCGGCUACCGAUGAAAACAGCGGUAUCACUACCGCUGACUUUGCUUCACUUGAUACUCCGUUUUCGUCAUCUUCUACUAUAACUGCGGGAACGUCGACGUCUUCAGGCAGUAGUAGCUUGGCCACCCCACCCGACUUCUCAGGACAAGUACCCAAAAAGCGGGCACGUUACCAACCGAAGCGCAAGGCUGCAAAGGAGAUGGAUGAGGGUGUAGCCCAAGACGAUUAA
Messenger RNA from Melampsora larici-populina 98AG31, 888 nucleotides. RefSeq lists its product as uncharacterized. The record is from RefSeq and is a predicted model, not a curated record. The transcript is spliced from 4 exons. Bases 1 to 888 code for a protein of 295 amino acids. Lineage: Eukaryota; Fungi; Basidiomycota; Pucciniomycetes; Pucciniales; Melampsoraceae.